Neolamprologus brichardi is the source of this 2460-nucleotide messenger RNA. NCBI's taxonomy places the organism in Eukaryota, Metazoa, Chordata, Actinopteri, Cichliformes, Cichlidae. The record is from RefSeq and is a predicted model, not a curated record.
AUACUGCUUAUUGUCAUAGCAACGACGUUUAGGUGACGUUUUAAUGAAGCGACGGGCUAGCGCCACGUCACCUUUAAGAGACGUGUGUUUGUUUUGUUGGAGCUACUUAAGCUGAAAUUGCUGAUGUGUCUUUGAUUUCGGUGAAUUUAGCUGAUACACGUAACUAGGAAAAUGUUGGCGACUGAGGAGUUUACGCGAUUCCCCCUCUUGAUGUGGGAGAAGGUGCUGUCGAAGGUAAAGAAAUCGGUUGUUUUCAUGGAUGACAAAUGUGCAGAGGCUCUCCACUGGAGUGGAGGAGCUGCCACCUUAUUGGAAGCUGGAGCCAGGAAUUUAAAGCAGUUUUCGAGUUUCGAAGCGUGCGGUGUCAAUGAGCCUAAAGCCGUGUUUGUAGUGAGCACACUGUUGAAAGGGAGGACAGUUGACAUUAUUAAAGACAUCAUAUCCCUCAGUCACUUUCAAUACUGCGUUGUCUUUACCACCGUUGCUCACUCCGUGCACCUGCUCGCCAACAAAGUUACGACAGAAAUAGAAGGAAGCCCUGUGUUUGAGCAGUUUGAAGAGAAAUUGUGCGAGUGGAUGGGAAAUAUGAACUACACGGCGGAGGUCAUGCAUGUUCCAGUUGUCUUCGCCCCUGUGUCACAGCAGUUGAUAGUUGCACCCCCGUUUGCGCACCUGUUCCCUCUUCUCUCGCCAGACCUGGAGGCCAUCAAUGAAAAACGACCAGAGAAGAGAAGAUUUGCAAGCCUGAAUGAUAUAGACAUGCACUGUCUCCCUGCUGAACUGCAAAUUGAAGUCAAAUCCUUAGCUUCAGCGUUAAAUUCAAUGUUUGAGGCUACAGGUACGAGAGAGGAGAGUUUUGCUCUGGGUCCAAUGAGCCGCAUCAUAGCAGGGGAACUCGCCAAUCUUCCUCAAGCAAAAAACCGAAGGAAGACAGCCCCUAAUAAAGCAUCAAUCAUCUUUGUAGACCGAACGAUGGAUCUUACAGGGGCUGUUGGUCAUCAUGGUGACAACCUAGUAGAGAAAGUUUUGACUGUGCUAAAACUCUUACCGGGUCAUGUGACAGACGUGCAGGUGGACAUGCUGGAGCUCACAAGUCUGCAUAAAACCCCUCACUCCAAGAAUAUCCUGGCCCCUGGCUGUCUUGCACAGAUUCAGUCAUCUGCAAGGUCACUGUGGGACGUCAUGCUGACCACUAAACACAAAGAGGGAGUGAUAGAGGUCCGCCGGCAACUAGUGGAAGCAGCCAGUAAAGAGAAUCUGCCAAUCAAGAUGAGCAUGGGCCGUGUGACCCCCGAACAGCUGUGCUCCUACAUCCAGCUGUUCCGGAGCAGUCGAGGGGCGCUAGAGAGUCACUGUGGGGUACUCCAGCUGGGCCUGGCCACGGCCCAGACUCUCCGACACCCAAGCCUGCCUCGCUGGGAUUCCUGUCUGGCCUUCGAGAGGCUGCUGCUGCAGGCUCUCGGAGACGCCGACUUCCCUGCUGUGCUGAGGCAGCUGCUGCCUUUGAUGAAGCCCCGUGGAGUCGAGGACACCUCGGCCUCAGGGUCGAGGCUCAGGGAGGACGAGUUGGGUCCCGAUGAGCUGAUCCUCCUGCUGGUCUAUCUCUACUCCCUGGCUGAUGAGACCCAGCCUGCAGAUCAUGAUACAGAGGAGGAGGAGGAGCUGGAGAAGCUGGAGAGGGACCUGAUAGGAGCGCUCACCCUAGUCAUCAUCAGUCGAGAAACAGAACUCAGCCCAUUGCUUCAGAAACUGACUGGUUGUACAAAUCCUGAGGAGCUGACCGCAGAGCGAGUUCAUUCUGCAGUGGAGAAGAUGUUCAAGACCCUCCGAGGUUUGAGCAGCACCAGAAACCACCUCAAGCAGCUACGCUCCAUCUACACUGCCAGCGAUGGAGUUCACCAGGCGACCUAUCGACCUUUCCUGCGGCAGAUUCUAGAGGAAGUCUUUCACCCUGAUCGACGUGAAUGUCCUGACAUCGAGCACAUGUCUGGAGGUCUUACAGACCUGUUGAAGACCGGCUUCAGCAUGUUCAUGAAGGUUAGACAUUCCUCACAAACACUUAUAUGCAUCCUCUUCAUGGUUGGUGGAGUCACACCAUCAGAACUUCGUCUCAUCAAAGAGACUGUUGCCACACACAGACCGGGGACCCAGGUGCUCGUUCUCUCCACCAGGUUACUAAGACCGACAGACAUCCCCGAGCUGCUCUUCGGCACCCAGAGACUGGUACCUGAUAUCGGUGUGUAAAAACGGAAACGCAGGUGUUAACACGCGGAUGAACACAUGCACCUCGAACAUCUAAACACUGAGGUGUGAAAAGGGCAUGAGAAAUUAAAAUGGCGUGUCAACAGACGACAUGCAAAUGAAGCAACAUUCCUGUUCUGUAAAAAGCCACCUCUCUAAGCGUGAGGCGUAAAAUUCCAUCAAAUGUUAAUAUAAAGCAAUAAAGUCACUUUUCAGACA